UCCACAACACAAACCUACUGGUCGGAAUAAUUUCUCCGUUUCAACCGUAAACGUAAACGGUUUACGUGCAUUUACCUGACGGUGGCUUUAUUAAACAUUUAUCCCGUGUAGGCCGCCGUAUUCAGCCAGUUUCCAUCGGGAGUACCCUGUCAGCCCUUGGCUCCACUGCAGUUUGUGGAUUAAGAAUUCCGUCGGGAUGCGUCUGCGCUGGGGUAUCGCGGGCUGCGGCCGCAUCUGCAAUGAUUUCGUCGCCGCCCUGCGCUCCCUCCUGCGGAGCACCACCAGGUGGUGGCGGUGGCGGCGCGGGAUGCUGCGCGUGCCGUGGAGUUCGCCGGCCGUUUCGACAUCGCGCGACCAUACGGAUCGUACGAGGAGCUGGCGUUUGAUCCCGAAAUCGAUAUCGUAUACGUUGGUGUGAUUAACACCAGCCACCGGCGCCUGUGUGAAGUGAUGCUGAAUAACAACAAACACGUCCUGUGCGAGAAGCCCCUAACGCUGCAUCUGGACGACACGCAGCAGCUGAUUGAGUUGGCCCGAAAACAAGGCAAAUAUCUCAUGGAGGGCAUAUGGAGCCGUUGCUUCCCGGCGUAUAAACAGCUGAAGGAGGAGCUGGCCCAGCAGACGAUCGGGGAGGUGAGGCUGCUGACGUGCAACUACGGCUUCGCCCGGCGCAGUGUGCCGAAUCUGACCGAGCGGGACAUGGGCGGCGGGAUUCUCUUCAACGUCGGCUGCUACGCCGUCCAGCUGGCCAAUCUCGUCUUCGGCAGCGAGAAGCCCGUCUCUGUCAAAGCCUCUGCCCUCUUCAACUCCACCGGCGCUGACGAUACGACGGCGGUGAUUCUGCAGUACGCCAGCGGCGCAAUGGCCCAAUUUAUGGUGUCCAUGUCCAUGAAACUGGACAGCACCGCCAAAAUCGUCGGCACCACCGGCGAAAUGGAGCUACCCGGCACGUUCAUCGCCCCCACGGAACUGCGCGUUAACCAGCAGACCCGGCUGUUCCCCCUGCCCGCCGCCGAUCCGCGCUUCAAGACCAACUACACCAACUCCGUCGGGCUGGCCUAUCAGGCCGAAGAAGCCCGCCAGUGUAUCCUUAGCGGCCAGAUUGAAAACCCAUGGAUGACAUUUGAGGACAGCAGCCGCAGUGCGCAGCUGAUGGAGCGCAUCUGCAAAGAAACCGGACUCAAAUACGACUAACAUCGAUGGUCCGUUGGUCCAUAGUUUGAGCAUUUCUUCGUUAAUGUGAUUCUGCGCUGUAUGACUGCCUUGGGAAUGUAGUAGUGAUUUUCAGGGCUCAUGUGAUAAAUGCGGUAUGCUUUUGUUGGUGGGUGUUCAGUGCGGCUGGGACAUUUUGCGGAAAUAAAAUUCGUUCAGGCAACCAUCGACUGACACUGCUAAUAAAAC
This is a messenger RNA of Paramacrobiotus metropolitanus, 1401 nucleotides long. RefSeq names its product trans-1,2-dihydrobenzene-1,2-diol dehydrogenase-like. Bases 451 to 1194 code for a protein of 247 amino acids. The transcript is spliced from 7 exons. Lineage: Eukaryota; Metazoa; Tardigrada; Eutardigrada; Parachela; Macrobiotidae. Gene Ontology annotation, molecular function: nucleotide binding. The record is from RefSeq and is a predicted model, not a curated record.